UGUAUGACAUCACUUUUGUAUCAUGGGAAAUGGGACAGCUUAAUAUGCAAAUGAACAGGAAGACUUUAUAAUUCGGUUGUGUGAGUGGAAACCGCUGCCUCUCAUCCUGUUCAAGACAUUUACUACAGCAGAUCUUGCAGGUGCUCAACAGGAAAUCUGGUGUCUUAUUUUCAGUCUUCAAAGUCGAGCUGACAGCUAUGAAACUCAUUUUGCUGUGUAUUUUUGGCUUCAGUUUAGAUUUUGCCGCUAAAUGCCAAGAGAAUCUUUAUGGAUUGAAAGGAAAAUCAAUCCGUCUGAGCAUCAGUCUCAGAAAUCAGACUAAAGUUGUAUGGCGACGAUUCAACAGGAAAGAGUUGCUUGCAAACUCAGACGGAGUUCCCCCUGACUAUGAGAAAAGAAUGAAAUUAAACUUCUCAGAUUGGUCUUUGACAAUACACAACCUUGAGGGAAAUGACAGUGGACUAUACGAGGCCCUUACAAACUGGGAGCGAGACACAGUUGCUGCUUUCGCACUUACAGUGGAGAACAUUGUCUCUGAGCCCGUAAUCGUAGUGACUCCCUAUGAUGUUAAUUCGUCUGCUGGAGUGUGUCGGGCCACAGUGAACUGCUCUGUUGAUGGCAGCUGGGCCACGUAUGACUGCGACCAAAGUCUCUGUGAGAAGAAGACAAAUGCCUCCAUCAACAUCACUGUCACUGUACUGGACAGCAAAGGUUUCCAGUGCCACGUAAACAACAAUGUGAGCAAGAAUCAUUCUCGGGCUGACAACAUUAUGUGCCAUGAAAAACUGCAAAGUGAUUUGCCCUCUCCACCACACUUUAUCUCUUGGAUCGCCGUCACCGUUGGUGCCAGUGUUGUGUUGGGUUUGUUUAUUGGUUUGAUUGUAUUAAUUGUCAAGAAAAGAGAGUCUUCAAAAGUUUAUCCACAGUCCAGUCAUGCUGUGACAGGCCGCAGCAUCAAUACAGUGAUUGAACAGCAUGAAACGAUCUACAGCACAGUGCAAAAACCAGACGCAUUCCAGAAUCCUCCAGUAAACAACGACGACAGCAACAUAGAAGGGACUGUCUAUGACAUUCCAACACGACAUCACAAGGCCUGUCAAGUACACAGUGUGGUGGUAGAAAAUCAGGAGCAACAACGAUCUGGACACGACAGGACUGUUAAAGUAAAAGCUACAGUACAUCAGGCAGCAGAACCCGACUCAGAACAAAUGAACACGGUUUACUGCAAACUAGGAGAAAUAUGACGCACCGAUACUGUACACGUCAGAGACGUCACCUCAGUGGUGACUUAAACCACAGAAGAUCCUUGUGAGAAGAAAAACUUGUACAUUUUGUGUGUUUUUUUAUUACUGAAUAGAUUAAUUGGCGCUCAGUUAAGCAUUUAUAUGAUCACUGAUGGAUGCUUACUGCAUAUUGUGCAAAAUACACUGUAUGCUGCCAGCUAUUUUUAUUAAAAUAGUAUGUGAAACAGUAUGCAUUACACUCUUAAAAAUAAAGGUUCCAAAAGGUUUUUUUUUUAGCAAAGCAAUUCAUAGUUUCCAGUCAUGUGACUGGCACAGAGACCUCGGAGAGGUCUGUCAUUUUUCCAUCUCAAAAGAAGAAAAACAAAAAUAUGCAAAAAAAUGCAAGUUGAACCAUAUACAUCACCUGCUGCAGUGUUUCAAUCAAUAAAACAGCUGGAUAUUCUAAAAAACUUAGCACUUAUGCACCAAAACAUUGAUAUCAAAUUCAGUAUUGAUGAUGCAUACUACAUAUAGGUGAGCAGAUGAGCCCAGAAUAGGAACACGAUGUGUUAAAUGUUUAAGCAUUUUCUUUUCUAUGUGUUUAUAUUCUGGGCUCAUCUGCUCACCUGUAUAUAGUAUGGAUCAUCAAUAAGGUGUAUAUUGAAUUUGGUCUUUUAAUAUUACUGUCUUAGUACAUUAGUACCUGGUAAAAAUGACUGUUUUGCCCUCCAGUUGGGCAUUUAAAUAAGGCUGUGAGGUCAUGUGAAAAACUAUCAAUAGAAGAACCGUUGGGUUUUCCAAAGAACCUUUCAGUGAUCAGUUCUUAAAAGAACCAUUUAUUCUUAAUGUGAAGAACAUUCUAAAAAUCAGAAGAACCUUUUUUUUUUCAAUUUAAGAACCUUUUGUGGAAUGGAAAGGUUCUAUGUAUUUUAAAGGUUCUUCAUGGAACCACCAAUGCCAAUAAAGAACCGUUAUUUGUAAGAGUGUGUGCGAUGAUAUAUAUUCAAAACAGUCCUAUAUUGUUGUCCAGUGACCUCAUUGUGUAGCAUGUUUAAUCCAGCAAGUUAUCCCUGAAAAAAAGCUAUUUUUUUUUUUCACUUUUAAUUCCAUUUUGUGUAAUAAUGUUAUAAUUGUUUUGAUCAAAUAAUGAGUCAAGGAACAAAUGUUAAAAAUCACAGCACGUGCCGUCCAUAGUUCAUUCAUCACACUUGCACAUUUUGGCAAAUGCAGUAGUUGGUCAUUCAAAUAUUUAAUGCAAACAAAAAUUGCAUACUGUGCACAGUAUUGUUACUGUUAUACAUAAUCAUGGAGGCUGCUGUAUUACACAUUCUCUCACUCGCACUGUGUGAUGUUUAAUAUUUCUUUGGUGCUCAGGUUUGAAUGAAUCUAAUCAUUGCUCAUUACAGUCCUAUAUGAAUCUGGGGGUGACAACUCUUUAGUUAUGAAUGGAGAUGAAAUAUUUUAAUGUAAUACUAAAGUUUUAUUUUUGUAAAAUAAAGGCAAUUUUAGAGUAA
Messenger RNA from Ctenopharyngodon idella (grass carp), 2737 nucleotides. RefSeq lists its product as uncharacterized. The transcript is spliced from 7 exons. Bases 198 to 1244 code for a protein of 348 amino acids. NCBI's taxonomy places the organism in Eukaryota, Metazoa, Chordata, Actinopteri, Cypriniformes, Xenocyprididae. The record is from RefSeq and is a predicted model, not a curated record.